Messenger RNA from Rana temporaria (common frog), 2478 nucleotides. RefSeq names its product oocyte zinc finger protein XlCOF22-like. NCBI's taxonomy places the organism in Eukaryota, Metazoa, Chordata, Amphibia, Anura, Ranidae. The transcript has 8 exons. The coding region runs from base 218 to 2269 and encodes 683 amino acids. The record is from RefSeq and is a predicted model, not a curated record.
UUUUUUCUUGCUUCACAAUUAAUGGUGAUUGGUUAGCUAAGUUCCCACAGGAAGGGGCCAUGAAUGGAAUGGGGUGGGAGCUUCACACAUCGCAGAAAAGACUCGGAGUACCAAGAAAAUGACACCCCCUGAGUGCAGAGUGGAAUCCCCCUGAGAGUGUGUGCUCACUGAGGAGGAGGCACAUUGGACAUAUAGAGGUAGAGGACUCAAGGACAUCAUGAUGGAGAAGCGGCCGCCCCUCACAUCACCGGAUGGAUCCAGUAACGGAAACCCCCCAGAGAGAUGUCCUCUGUAUUCCCGGGACUCCACACAGGAAGAUCAGGAGGAUCUGGAGAUCCCUCAGGAAGAUCAGGAGGAUCUGGAGAUCCCUCAGGAAGAUCAGGGUGAAAAUCUGAUUAAAGUGGAAGUUAAAGAGGAUCCGGAAGGGUCAUAUGUGACGGAUGAUGAGAUGCUUAAGGAGGAAAUAACCCCACCAGAGAUCAGCACAGAUCCCGAAGACACCAGAGACCCUCAGAGAAACCUCAAGGAUGAGGAGGAGGAAAAAGCAGGACAUCUGGGGAUUAAAGAGGAGAACAUUCUUAUAGGGUUCAGCACAGAUGGAACAAAUGGAGAAUGUCCACCAAGGAGAUGUACCCGUCCUCUCUAUUCCUGGGAUUUCACACAAGAACCUCUGGAGAUCCUCUAUCAUCAGGACGACAAUCAAUUUAAGCGUAAAGUAAAAGAGGAAGCAGAAGAUCCAGAUGUGAGGAGUGAUGGGCCUUGUAAGGGAAAGGACAUCUCUCCAGAGAUCAACACAGAUGGUCGGUACAAGAGAUUGAACAUAGAGAAAUAUGCCACUAGCUCUGCAGAUGAGAAGAUAGAAGCCCGUGACAUCACAUAUGAUUUUUCAGAAGAAAACCCUGUUACUCAAAAUUUACAUUCAGCCCCUCACAAUCCAGAUGUGUCAUCCCAUCCCUCUACAAAUGGCAUGAGUUUUACCAAUCGCCCCCAUCUUGUCACUCAUACAACUCAUAGAGGGGGUGAAACGCGUCUGAGUUUUGAGCGCGAAGAACAUGUCCCCCAGAGGACUUCCACAGCGGUGGAAAGAUAUUCGUGUUCUGAAUGUGGGAAAUGUUUCGCUCAAAAAUGGCUUCUUCAGAGGCAUCAAUCAACGCACAGCAGCAACAAGCCGUUUUCAUGUCCAGAAUGUGGUAAAUCUUUUAUCCAGAAGUCAGACGUUGUCAGACAUCAAAGGACUCACACAGGGGAAAAGCCAUAUCCGUGCUCCGAGUGUGGGAAAAGUUUUUCCUGGAAAUCCAAUCUCAUCACGCAUAAAAAAGUUCAUACGGGGGAGAAGCCCUAUUCAUGCUUGCAGUGUGGGAGAUGUUUCCACCAGAGAGCCCACCUAAUUUCCCAUGAGAGGAGUCACACGGGGGAGAAGCCGUACUCGUGUUCGGAAUGCGGGAGGUGUUUCAAGCAGAGAGUUCAUCUUAUUUCACAUGAAAGGACUCACACAGGAGAGAAGCCGUUUCCCUGCGCAGAAUGCGGGAGAAGUUUUGCCGAAAGAUCCACUCUCGCCAAGCAUCAGAGGUCUCACACGGGGGAAAAGCCGUUUUCAUGUUCCCAAUGCGGGAAACAGUUUUCCCAAAAAUCAAACCUCAUUACUCAUAGAAAAGUCCACACGGGGGCGAAGCCGCAUUCCUGUUCAGAAUGUGGGAAAAGUUUUAGCGAAAGGUCCACUCUUAUCAGUCACGUGAGGACUCACACCUCGGAGAAACCGUUUUCCUGCAAGGAAUGUGGAAAAUGCUUCACCCAGAGAGCCCAUCUCGUUUCGCAUCAGUUGACGCACAGCGGCGAUAAGCAGUUUUCGUGCUCCGAAUGCGGGAAGUGUUUUUUACAGAAAUCGGAUGUCGCCAGGCAUCAGAAGACUCACGGGGGAGAGAAGCCAUAUACGUGUCCCGAAUGCGGGAAAUGUUUUUCCCGGAAAUCAAAUCUUACUACACAUAGGAAAGUUCACACGGGGGAAAGGCCGUAUUCUUGUUCGGAAUGUGGAAAGUGUUUUCGUGCAAGAACAAUUCUGGUUGGGCACAUGAAAACUCAUACACCUGGGAAACUGUUUUCCUGUUCGGAGUGUGGCCGAUGUUUUAAGCAGCAAGCCCAUCUGAUUUCGCAUCAGUUUGCUCACACGGGCAGUGAGCUUUUUGCUUGUCCAAAAUGCUUAAAGUGUUUUUCUUGGAAAAAACAACUUGUCGCUCAUGAGAAGACUCACGCGGGAGGGAAGCCGUAUUAAUUUCAGAAUGUACGGAAAGUUUUGGCAAUCGAUCCAAUCUGGCUACCCAUAAGAGCAUACACUCAACCGAGAAGCCCUUUUCCUGUUCUGAAUGCUACUGAUGUUUUAAAGUGGAGGUCCAGCUGUGUAAAGUCAGAAGCUAUGGUACAAACCCUGUAGCUGCUGACUUUUAACCCCUUAAAGCGGAGUUUCCGGCCACAAUUUCACUU